AUGAAUAUAAGUGAGGGAUCUUGUGUCUAUGACCUAGCUUUUAAACCGGAUGGAUCUCAAUUACUUGUCGCAGCAGGAACAAGAGUUUUAGUAUAUGACAGUACAGAAGGAACUUUGCUGCACUCUCUGAAAGGUCAUAAAGAUCUCGUCUAUGCUGUAGCUUUUUCUCAUGAUGGUGAAAAAUUCGCUUCCGGUUCUGCGGAUAAGUCCGUGAUAAUUUGGACAGAGGAGCAUGAAGGCACUCUCAAAUACACGUAA
Thelazia callipaeda (thelaziosis nematode) is the source of this 258-nucleotide messenger RNA. The record is from the annotation of a GenBank genome assembly. Lineage: Eukaryota; Metazoa; Nematoda; Chromadorea; Rhabditida; Thelaziidae.